AUGCCUGGUCAUUGCGCUUACAUGAAGUAUUCUACAGGAGCAAAACAAAACAAAAAUACAAAAUGGCGUAAAAUGGCAAGAGAAAGAUAUGCAAAUACGUUGCCGUUUUGUGGUGUGAAAGACGGGCACGAUGCCAUCGUUGUUGCCAUUCACACCUUUAUGAUAGAGGCUGGAUAUAAAUGCAUUGGAAUUGGGGAAGAGGUUUGCUUUUUGCGCCUUAAUUUACAGUUUAUAUAGACCGUUUACGAUUGGGAGUUUCAUGUACACCGUAUACUCAGUUCAUGUACAGUACCGUAUACUUCAUCUUUGCAUUUUGUUUAUGGCUAAGAAGCCAAUGUUGAUUUUGAUCUUGAAGUUUUAAAUGAAUUUUUGAUCAUAUAUAAAGUGAAUGAUGAUUUUUGUAGAACAAUAUUAAAUGUACUAAAUGAAUAUCAAAAGUGAAACUGAAUUACUGAAAGUCCAUGCACGGAUGCACCUAUGUUAUGAAUUAAAUGAAAUUUAUUUAAUAUUAAAGAGCUUCAGAUUUUGACUUCUGCUACUGUGACCAUUAACCAAUCAGUUGCAUUUAUUCUACCCAAUUAACCAAUCAAAUGCAUAUUAAGGCUGUGAGAGGUAGCACUAUUAAACUAGUAGAAGUAGAAGUCAAAUCUGAAUAGGACUGUUCGGUAUACCGAUAUACCGAAAAUAUCGGUAUUAAAUCAAUAUUGGUAUAUCAAUACCGGAAUCAACCAUACCGAUAUACUGAAAUUUCGGAUAUACCGGAAUUUUUCGGUAUACCGUGUUAAACUUACCAAGGCAUAAAAAAAAAUACCUGUGGUUCCGGUUCCCGAUCGACCCUAUUUUUUUCCGCCGACCCUAUUAUUUUUUCAACGCAAUUGACCGUUCGACCCUAUUUUCUCCAGGUGGCUGAUGUUUUCCAGAAACAAUCAUGAUGUUUUCCAGGGGAAUGUGGGGAACGCCAUCCUCCCAUUAUGUUCACUGAUGGAACAGCAUUCCCCUUGUCAAAACUUAAGGAGUUAACAAUGACACAUGGACAGAAGAUGCUGUUUAUCUUUAAUUAAAUUAUAUAUAAAAUCUGCAGACAUGCAUGUUUCAACAUUCUAUGCCUCAUUAGUGCAGCUUGAUACACAUCUAGAUAUGCAAUGACCACCAUAUAUAAAUACUCAUGAGCUUAAUUGCUCUCACCAAGCAUGUGUAGUACAACACAGUGACAUCAAUGCACCAUACAUGCAUGCACAAAGACCACAAGGGAAGUGAGCUUUGCAUUAAUCCAUUGAGUGGCAGCACUCUCCCACUGACAAGUAAAAUUGUCUGGCGUAUGUUGGACAGAGUAAAAUAAUCUGGUGUUCGACAGAGUUAAAUAAUAAAAUAUGGCGCACCUUGGCGCAUUGCCAAUUAAAGGGUCAAGUGACAAUGUCCAAUUAAACAACCAUGCCCAUUUAAUUUUCACAAGCAUUCCCCCAAUUCUAAAAUUUGGAAAACAUGGCCCAUGAAGUAAAUGAACCCCAUGCAUAUGACCUUGCCAAUAAAGACUUCAUAAAGGUAAUUUCCUGAUAUACCCUGGCUGGUACCGGAGUCACUGGACAGUUUUGAAAUUGCACACCUGAGAUCUCAGAAAUUUAGUUAAUGUAGUAAACUUCACAGGUGCAUACCAAAGAUCUUGGUUCCACAAUACAGUGGAAGAUAUAACAGAUAACUUUUUAAGUUUAUAUGUUCUAGAUUCCUGAGUCUGCUCGCGAUAUUUCUACCGAAGGCUUACCACAAGGAUGGAAUGGUUCUCCAGACUUUUAUGCCAUACAAUACAAACUGCCAAGUUCAUACCAGAAAAAGUUUUUGUUGAAAAUAUUACGUCUGGGGACUAGGCUUGCCGUUCAUUUACUGGUUAGUUUCAUGAAAUAUGAUUAACCCAUCAAUGUACAAGACACUGCCUUUGAUAAGUAAAAUUGUCUGCUGUUUGACCAGGUGAAAUUAUAAUAAGGUAGAGUAAAAUGGAGUGCAAAUUUGCAGCUGUUGACAAGAGGCGAUUCAUGUGAUAGUUUGGUUGACCCAUUAACCCAUUGAGCUGGCGCUCAAGUUAUUCUCUUGAUAAUUGAGUAAAUUAAGUCAUCUGGUGUUAUAAACAGACUAUAGUAAAGUAUGGCUCAUGUAAAUGCCAAUGGGUUAACUAGACGCAUGGACAGCUUGUUUCAGUGUUCGAUCUCCUCUCUACGAGUAAAAUUGUCUGGCAUUAGAGAGAGUACAAUAAUAAAAUAGGGGGCACAUGCAUGCAACUUACAGUAAUAGGCUAACUAGACACAAUGGAUAGAUAGUCUAAUUAACCCAUUGAGUACCAGUGCUCUCUCCUUGACGAGUAAAAUCGUCUGGCAUUAGAAGAGUAAAAUAAUAAAAUAGGAUUCAAUGCAACUUAAUGGCUUAAUCCGGCCAUUGCAUGUUAAGGGUCGGGCAUGCGUGUUGCUUGUCUUUUAAAACAUUAGUAAUACCGUAAUUUUUGCUCUAUAUAUCAGGAUGUAGAUAAGGAAACAAGUUACGAUCUGACCAUUGACACAACGGAUUAUGUUACCGCAGAUAAAGACGAACUGUUACGGAACCUCUAUGACUAUCCACAGUAAGUUGAAUGUCGCUGCUUGGGGUUGGAGCUCUCUCCUCCGCAGAGGCUUUUAUAGUUGUCUUAUAUGAUUUAUCACGAUGAGAUGCAUUUCAGUACACUUUACAUGGCGGCCGAUCUUGGAUCCAAGAUCCGCCACGGUAAAGUGUACUGAAAUGUAUCUCAUCGUGAUAAAUAAUAUAAGACAACUAUAAAAGCCUCUGCGGAGGAGAGAGGUGUUGGAGUGCUAGCGGCAGCAGGAAUAGAUUCAGCAAGGUCUGGUAAGGGGGAGGUGAUCGAGUCCUCCCUUCCCCCAUUGACCUUUAGGACCACCCUAGAGAGAUAGUCCGAUUAACCCAUUAAGCAUCAGCACUCUCCCCUCAGAGAGGGGUUAGGCAACUUAAUUAUGUUUGAAGCAAAAUCGGGAUUAUUCAUAAUAAUUAAAGACAUUAUCUGGCUUUAAAUCAAAGAACGUCUACAAAUUUAUUAUAAAUUUUACAAGUUACAUUAAUAUGUUUAUUUAGAGUUGUAAGGAGAUUUGAACAACUUGAACAGAUCUUUAAAUCGGACAUCACGAAUAAAAUGAAUGUGGAAAAAGAAACGAAAACAGAAACACGACCAUCCAGGACGCGAAACGUGCCCCAUGCUCAAAACGAACCAACCAGGUACUAUACCUACAGUACUGUAGACGAUCUUUAGUAAUUAAGCCACACGAUAAUAUAUUGGCUAGUAUGGCUACCAGUAUUCUACUCUGAACAGCACAGCAAAUAAUAUAUCAUUAGUCACAAUAAUCGUAAUCUGAGUUCAAUCUGCCUUUUCAUUGUCCGAAAAAUCUGCCCUUUCUAUCAUUGGUCCAAAAAACACCUGGAUUUCCCUACCCUAGUACCCUAUUUCACUUUGAACGUUGAAAAUUUCCUGCAAAUAAUCAAGUAAAUCAAUGCAAUUUUUUAUCUCCAAUUCAAGACCUGUUGUUUAUCCUGACGAUCCCUUAAGAGUUCCGCCAAGACGUCCACAAGGUUCACGAGGGCGGUAGGUAUUCUCAACCAAGUGACAGCUUAAUUUUUAAGUAUAAAGGUAAUGCAUAUUAAAUGCUUUUGUUUGUCCUUGAUAUUUUUAGACCAGUCAUUUUCGGAUAAGGAUUUUUUCCAUUGGUUUACGCUAUUUGGGAGUUCAAAUCAAAUCAAUUUAUUCAGCCACAAAAUAAUUACAGCAAAAAAAUAGAGAGAGAGUUAAUGGCAAUUAAGAUAGCCCAAGAGAAACCAUGCAAUAUAGGCUUAUAAUAUUGGGCCCCUUUAUCUUACAAGAUUGAUCAAAUAGAUCCGGAAGGAGCUUUACUACAGUGGGUGAGAUACCAGAUUACAUUUCAAAAAUGAAGUAAAAAUAGUUAAUUUAAAGUAAUGUCCAAUAUAACUAAAAUUAAUUAAGUUGAUAUAUUAAAUAAGUAUUUUUUGGUGGAAAAAAUUGACAAGCUGAAGACGGUCGUACAGACAAUCUAUUUUCUCCUCCACCACGCUCUUGAGAGUGCAGAUUUUUAAAAACCUAGCUCUAGUCAAGUGAGAUAAACUCGAACAAUCUGUACCAGCAUAGGUAGUAAUAAAAACACCAGAAAAUUGAGUUGAAUAGGGGGAUUCAACUACGUGAAAAAAAUCAAGUAAAACAUUGACGUUUCGAACAAAUACCCGACAAAGGGCCUUCGUUAGUUGAAUCUCUAUCCAACCCAAUUUUCUAGCCAAGUGAACUCUUUCUCACAAAGCAAAUACAUUCUGAACAGCAUAGUGCUCAGGCAUUCAAAUUAUAACAAUAGGAUAAUUUCUAUAGAGGGUACUUUUUUGGGGGACACCCUGUAUAUCAGAUGUUAAUUGUUGCGUUUGUUUUAGGGAUCCUUUAAUUCUUGAUCCACGUGGUUUUGGGGACCCCGACCUUUUACCCGGGCAUCCAGGGUGAGUAUUUGAGGAGUUCAAUAAAGUAUUGCAUUGCACUUGUCUUGUACAAUGGCCCUUACUGAAAAGGGCAGUUUCGAACUGAUACAUGGAGUAUAAAGCCGCUCAAGACGUCGGUUAGAAACAUUUGGAAAAGUUUAACCUACAGUAUACUUAUCAAUUGUUUUGUUUUGUUUUCUUAGAGCCGGUGGAAUGUUUAUGGAUCCAUUUCAUCAGCGCCACAGGAGGCCUGAGGGUGACUUUGGUUAUCCAGGACUGCCAAGGUACACAACAGUAGGAAGAAUUUUAAACAUCAACAAAAUCAGCUUACGCUUGUUUACACCAAGACCGUAUCGCUAAUAACGUUUUCAGUAAUAAUAGUCUUUAAAUCGGAGUCAAACUACGAAAGUUCGGCACACUUCUCGUCAUAACUUAAGAUUGUUUUUCAUUUUGUGUUUUUUUUCAGAGGGGCAGUACCUCCAGGGGCAAGAUUUGAUCCAUUCGGCCCAGUCCCUCCUGAUGGCGGAAUGGGAGGAAAUCCUCGUUCAGGGAGAUUUGGCAGGUAAUUUUUCUUUUUUUGUAUUCACUUGAUUUUAACUUGGGCCCUUCACUUUGGAUGGAGGAUUUGCAGUUUCCUUUUGAGUUUCGUCUGGAGAUUGUACAAUUUUUGUUUUAAACCUUUCCUCAGAACACUACUACCCGUAGCUCCCUCUAGUGAGUUUGGGAACGUCAAUGAAGUGAUCAUAUAAGUGCCUCUCUGAGCCCAAGAAAAAAUUUUGGUCGGGCAACAUUUAAUCCGUGCCGUAUUUUCUUUAUAGACCUGAUCCUGACCACUUGCGACCUCCAGGCUUUGAAGACGACAUGUUCAUGUAAACAUAGUAACAGUUUAAUUAUAACACAGCAAAUGUUUUAUGCAAAAUUUAUUGCUUACAUUUAAAUACAAUAACUUAAAAACUAUUCUAGUUAAGAAUUACUAUAAGCAUUAAAAAUUGGACUACAUUUCACAUUGUUCCUAACUCAGUAGGGCAUUUUCUAGUACAGCGAAAAUCAUAAAAAUAUUCGCUUCGAGGCUAGCCAAAAUUUAAUUGAGAACAAUGUGUAUGUGAGACCCUAUUUACGUCUAGAGCAAAAAAAUCGGAUUCUCUAUACAGUAGUUUCAACGAUUCGAGCGUUCACAUUUAUCGCAUUAGUAUGAAGUGGCUCUGUUAAUACAUGCUCAAAAAAGUUUAAGACGAGUGAAAGCACUAAAUUCUAAAAGCCACCGGGUAAAGGUUUGAAUUCGUCGAGGUAAUCGUUCACACGUCCAAGUAUAUCUCGCAAAGUCUCUACUUUUUUCUGGAUUCAAAGUUAAUACGGAUACAGUUCAAAACGUAUAAUUUGCUAUUCGUCGUUGCGUGCCUAAACGACAAUAUAAAUUGUCUGGUAUUGAAACAUUCAAACUCUUUUGCUCUGGUGUAAAUACGAUCCGAAUUCCCUGUACGACAGGGACAGUGGAAUUUUGGAGAAGAAAGCACAGUGUACAGCCCUUCGGCUUCGUCUGUUCUUCGGACUACGGUUGGCCUAGCCCAAAGGACCAAUUUCGCCUCAGACGUUUCAAUAACGCCUCCUUGGGUUAAUUCUAAUUUUUAGCUUUCGAAUGCAAUACAUGCAAACACAAGCUGGUUUUGGAAUUAUUAUGUUUGAUCAAUAAUAAUAUUUUCUAUUUCUUUCGAGUAAUGCCAUUAGUACUAGCUACUGUAUAAUAUAUAGUUAAUUUAACACAAUGAACACAUGCGAUUAUCUUCUUGAAGCUUAGAAAUUAACUGAGGUUGCCACCACCUAUAAAUCCCAUAUAAAAGUUGGACAUGUUCAAAAAAUAGGGACCCAAAUUUUCUGUUAAAAAAAUUACGAUAAAAUCUUUUUCCUAUACCGAAAACCUCACGCGAGAUACGCAUAAAACCGUCAUGUAUUGCUAUAUUUGCCCUUCGUAUAGAUUAGGAUAUCGGUCUGAUGAUUGGCCCAAAGCCUGGUCAGUUACACCAACAAAGUUUCUAUGACCACAGUAAGAAUUUUGCAUGGGGAAAUUCUAAUUUUUGAAGGAUUUGUACUGCAAGAGAGGUUUGAUGGAGAAGUUAGGCCCGUUUCAAACGUCGCGCUUCUCAUGUGCCGAACGCAUUGGGAACAAUAGAUAAUGAGGUAUUUCAGCUGAUUAUCUAUUGUUUUUAAUGCGUUCGGCAUAUGAAAAGCGCGACGUUUGAAACAGGCCUAAGUUUCCUCAAACAUUUCUUGCAAAUCUGUCGAAAAACAAGGCUUUAGAUGAUGUUUACACAGAAAACAAGGCUUUAGAUGAUGUUUUAACCGUCCGGACGAACUUUGGAACAGAUAGUUCUUCGGAAUGCAUCUGGUUAUAAACGCGAGCAAACAGACCAAGUCCCUAUUUCUCCGAUCCUCUUUUGUCCUAAUAACAUGACGUAGCGCACGAAAGAGAGAGAAUGGCAUAUUUUACAUCAUUUGUGUUUGUGAAGCCAAGACGAAUACCGUUUUCGUACCAGUUUUCAUACCAUGUUAUUCAGGCACCAUUUUUGGUGACAGAAUCAACACUUUCGGAGUAGAUUCAACUCCUUCGAAUUUAGAGUGUAAAUACAGUUUUUUUCCCCACGUAUCUAAUCAAGUUAUCAUAGAACCAUAACUCUUUCAACCGAAGUCAAAACACGAUUAUAGUUCGCACUCCUCGCAGCUUCGUGUUAACCGAAGGGAAUUGUCAUGCACUGGACGUCAAUCUCUGCCAUUUUUGGCUUCGCUUUUUGCACUCAAGUUCUUACUCCAGAUUCAUAUUGAGCUCACUGGAAUGGCGCGCAACGUAUUCUAAUGCACACCAAAUGGUAUCAUAUAAAUGCGAACAUGGGGCGGGUCUGUUCUCUGCGUUUAUACACACAAGUGAAUUUUCAGACGAACUAUCUUUUAUUUUACCAAGUGACAUUUUCCAUAAUUAUACAACAAACACGAGUUCACUUGGCAAAAUACACCUCAAAAUACACCUUUAAACCAUUUUGUUCGUAUAAGCGAUGGCAACUCUAGGUUAAAAAAGUUAUCAUGAAUCCCAUAAUUUACUUUAUAAUACACUACAGAUUAAUCCAUUAAAUUAGUGUAUACAAUGUCAUGUACUGAAUUUGUACCUCAAUUUAAUUCAUAUACAUCUUGUUAAAAAUCAGUCCUACCAACAAUUUAUCUAGUACCUCAUUUACUAAGGGUUGGCAGGGUUUUCGAAGACCCGAUAUUUCUAAAAUCGACUAAUUCAUUAAUUCUACACACUGCUAUGAAAUACAGCUAUUUGUCAAAAAUAAUUUCAUGUUAGAAAAUAGGCCUUCUUUUUGAUAAUUUUUGGAUACACUUUAUAAUCCAUCUAUACUGUUUCAUGUAAAAUAUAUUUAUUGCACACAGCAGCCAUUUGGUUCCUUCACCUUAAGACGUCUUGUCGGCUUAUACUUUUCCAGAUAUGAUAGCUGUGUUGCAUUAAUAGCACCACGCCUUUGCCUAGGAAUUUAGCAAAGCAAUUAGUCAAUGUGUGAUCAUAAUAAAGAGGGACUCAUCAGGGUACACUGCCAGUUAAAGGGUUAAAUUAACAGGAUAACUAAAUUUUGUGGUUUUGAAUAAGACCUAGGGUGAUGUUGGUCUCUCUCCUUGCUAGAGCAAAACAAUAUCACAAGGUACAUCAAGGCUUAACUGGCGACACGUUUCAUGUGCAAAAAUUUUGAUGCCGAUUGAUGAAAUGAACAUGAUCAUUGUAUUUACCUUCUAAUCAAAUCUACAGCAUCUUCAAAUUUCAUUCCAGCUUCUAUUAAUGCUAUUGCAACCAAGACUGGUGCCCUAUAAUAGGAGGAAGAGUUA
This is a messenger RNA of Paramuricea clavata, 8370 nucleotides long. The record is from the annotation of a GenBank genome assembly. Lineage: Eukaryota; Metazoa; Cnidaria; Anthozoa; Malacalcyonacea; Plexauridae.